Podospora pseudocomata is the source of this 2094-nucleotide messenger RNA. RefSeq names its product Branchpoint-bridging protein (gene BBP1). Gene Ontology annotation, biological process: regulation of mRNA splicing, via spliceosome. Gene Ontology annotation, molecular function: zinc ion binding; mRNA binding. The record is from RefSeq and is a predicted model, not a curated record. Lineage: Eukaryota; Fungi; Ascomycota; Sordariomycetes; Sordariales; Podosporaceae. The transcript is spliced from 6 exons. Gene Ontology annotation, cellular component: nucleus. Bases 1 to 1875 code for a protein of 624 amino acids.
AUGUCGUGGAGAAAUCAAGGAAUCACCGGUUCCAACAAUAUUCCCUUGGGGAAAACCCGUCGCUUGCACGGCGAUGGCGAUGGCAACGACAGCAGCACUUUUAGUCCUCCCCCGGCCUCCAACAACGGAUCUGUUACGAAUGGAGAUCGCGACGUGAAGCGUGGCCGAAGCCCUGAGCGUGGUAACAAUGAUGAUGGUCCGAGACGUCGCAAGAAGAGAAACCGCUGGGGCGAGGCGACCGAGAACAAGGCCGCUGGCUUGAUGGGUCUUCCCACUGCCAUCGUCGCCAACAUGACCAGCGAGCAGCUCGAGGCAUACACUCUCCACCUCCGUAUCGAGGAGAUCACACAGAAACUCAAGAUCGACGACGUCGUUCCUGCUGAUGGAGACAGAUCGCCCUCCCCUGCGCCCCAAUACGACAACCAUGGUCGCCGUGUCAAUACCCGCGAAUACCGCUACCGCAAGAAGCUCGAAGACGAACGCCACAAGCUGAUUGAGAAGGCGAUGAAGACGAUCCCCAACUACCAUCCUCCCUCGGACUACCGUCGCCCAACCAAGACCCAGGAGAAGGUCUACGUGCCUGUGAACGACUAUCCAGAGAUUAACUUCAUCGGUUUACUCAUAGGCCCUCGCGGCAAUACCCUCAAGAAGAUGGAGACAGAAUCCGGCGCCAAGAUUGCAAUUCGCGGCAAGGGCUCCGUGAAGGAGGGCAAAGGUCGUUCUGACGCCGCUCACUCCAGUAACCAGGAAGAAGAUCUCCACUGUCUCAUCAUGGCCGAUACCGAGGAGAAGGUGAACAAGGCGAAGAAGCUGAUUCACAAUAUUAUUGAGACUGCUGCGUCUAUUCCCGAGGGUCAAAAUGAACUGAAGCGCAAUCAACUUCGUGAGCUUGCCGCCUUGAACGGUACGCUGCGUGACGACGAGAACCAGGCAUGCCAGAACUGCGGCCAGAUCGGUCAUCGCAAAUAUGACUGUCCUGAGAAGCAAAACUUCACGGCCAACAUCAUCUGUCGUGUUUGCGGCAAUGCUGGGCAUAUGGCUCGUGAUUGUCCCGAUAGACAGCGCGGUGCCAGCUGGCGCAAUGAUGGUCCCAUGGCUAACCGCACUGCCGGCCGUAUCGGCGGCGGCGGCGGCGAUGCUGUGGAUCGCGAGUAUGAGCAACUCAUGCAAGAACUUGGCGGCACUGGUGCUGCUCCUGCCAUGAUCGAAGCCGGGCCUGGAUCCAACGGUCCUACUGGUCCUGCUGGUGGUGAUUCGCGGCCUUGGGCCCGCGGUCCUAGCGCCCCAACCGGCGGUCCUGCUCCCUGGCGUACUCGCAACAACGAUCGUGAUGACCACCAUGGUGGCGGUGGUGGUUAUGGUGGUCCUCCCAGCGGUCCUUCAGGUGGCCCUGCACCGUGGGCCCGUGAUCGUGGUGACCGUGAUCGCGGAGACCGUGGUCGGGACUAUCGUGAUGACCGUGGCGACCGUGGAGAUCGUGAUGACCGGGGGUAUCGUGGUGGACGUGAUGGUCGCGAUGGCGGUGACAGCUAUUAUGGCAGUGGUGGUGGUGGUCACAACUCAUACGGUGCUCCCCCUCCGCCACCUUCGGCUCCUGGGAUGGCCCCAUGGCAACAGCCUGCUGGUGGACAUGCGGCCUACGGUGGAUAUCCUGGCUACGGCGGCUAUGGUGCUCCUCCCGGAAUGCCCGGUGCGCCUCCCAGCUUGCCUCCCCCUCCUCCGGGCGGUGCUCCUCCCGGCCUCCCUGGCGGCUUGAACGCGCUCAUCCAGCAAUACGCCAACGCAGCUCCCCCACCACCCCCUCCGCCUGCGGGUGAAGCACCUCCUCCUCCGCCCAUGGACUUGCCGCCUCCUCCUCCUCCCCCGGGGGCUUAGUGGUAGCAACCGGUGGAACGACUGACCGAUAGGGAUCUGACCUGUUAUUAACGUUGCUUGGCUCAGCUGUUUCAUUAUCAUUGGAUCCUUGACCUCUGAUGGUUAGGAUGUCUGGCUUACAUGUAAUCAGGCACAGUGGAACUAACGGUCUAAUUAGUAUACAGCAACAUAGAACUUGUAAUUUCAUUAGAUUCAAAGUAUUGUAGACAUGUGUUUAUA